UCAACAGAGUCAACAGAGUCAACCGAGUCAACCGAGUCAAGUCCAAGGUUCAAGUUUGUCCCCUCCUACAGAUGAACGAUAUCCUGCUAGUACGAAGGGUGAUUUCAUGUCAUCAUCCCAUGACUUGUAUUCUUCUACUACUGCCGCUGCCGAGUCAAGCUUCCAUAGUCAAGAUCCUCCUGCUUUGCCCGAUCUUUCUGACCUUGGUAAUGCUAUUUAUGAGCGUGUUAUUGCUAAAGAGCGUGCUGCUAUCACUACACCUAAACAUGAUGCUGGCUUUGCUCAACGUCCCACUGCUGCUGCUACUACUAUUGGUGAGCGUGAAGCUUCUUCUUCUGCACAUGAAUCUGAACCUUCCCCUGCUCCCAGACUUACUGCUGAAGAGAUUAUUCGUCGUCGUGAAGAAAGGCUUGAGAAGAGACUUGGCCUGGUUUAUACACGUUACAAAGCAAGGUCCGCUAAAGUUCUCGAAAAGUAUCAGGAUAGAGCCUCCACCCCUCCCUCCACAAGUGGUUCGCCUUCUCCUCCUCCUCAACAGCGUGAUGAAACUGCCGAACAUGAUACUGGUGUUACUGAUGAGCGUGAAGACUCACCUUUUUAUUUUGGUGCUACUCCUUCCCCUGCUCCAUAUCGCAAUGCUGGCUAUGGACCUCCUUCGACUACUGAUGAGCGUGAAGCUUCCUCUUCCCAUUCCAAAAGUGGACCUUCCUCUGCUCUUCGCCGUGCUGCUGCUGCUGCUACUGCUGUUAACCGCCUUGAUGAUACCGAUGAGUGUGAAGUUUCCCUUUCUCAACGUGGAUCUUCACCUUCUCAUCGCCGCACUGCUGCCUAUGAACGUGGUGUCUCUUACGAGCGUGAACUUUCCCCUUCUCGUCUUGAACGCAGGUCUUCUUUUGCUCGUCGUCAUCGUGAUGAUGAUACUUGUACCUUUGAGCGUGCAACUACUGCCUCCUCCUCGCGUAGUUCUGCCUCCGCUCGCCCAUCAGGCGUUAGUUUUGGUCGUGAAGCAGUAGCUUCUGGUCCCUCGACUGUAGCCGAUGACAUCAUGACUCUAGAUGUCUCGGUUGCAGUGCCCUCUGGAGAUGCGGGUAAUGUCCUUUCUUACCCCUCUCGGUCUUCUGGUCGUUCGUCUCGAUCCUCUCGACGACCAGUCAAGAUCUCUCCUCCUGGACGGUUUACCCAGGAGGAGACAGAGGGUGGCCACAACAACAAAAAUCCACCUACCA
Molecule: messenger RNA, 1226 nt
Organism: Mucor mucedo
Lineage: Eukaryota; Fungi; Mucoromycota; Mucoromycetes; Mucorales; Mucoraceae
Exons: 1
Coding region: 72-1013 (313 amino acids)
Source: RefSeq, a predicted model, not a curated record